This is a messenger RNA of Salmo salar (Atlantic salmon), 1157 nucleotides long. The record is from RefSeq and is a predicted model, not a curated record. Lineage: Eukaryota; Metazoa; Chordata; Actinopteri; Salmoniformes; Salmonidae.
UCUAUACUCUCCUCAGGCUUUGGACAAGGCCUACCACAGUGGAUACAGCGAUGGCCUUCACUUUCUACAAACAAGUGACCUGGUCCCAUGUCUGCCUCUUCUGAACACUCCAUCAGAGCAUCAGUCCUUUCCUCCUGACGGAUGGACAGAUCUGGAAACAGACUGGGAGGAGGAGAGAGAGGUGGAAGAAGGGGAGGAACAAAUAGAGAGGAGGCAGGAAAAGAUGAAGAGAGAGGAGCAAAUGAAGGAGGAGGAGGAAGAAGAGGAGGAGGAAGAGGAAGAUGAAGAGGAGGAGGAAGAGGAGUGGUCCUCCCUGACAGAGACCAGAGGCGAUCAGAGAAAUUACUCACUUGAAGGGGGAGAUCUACCCUGGAAUCUGGCAACCCCAGAGCUGGCCAUGUAUCUAGCCUUGCCCAGCUGGAUACACACAGCGUUGCUAUGCAACAUCAUGGGGUUGCUGUGGACCCACACCCCAAUGCAUGUGAUGUCAUACAUGCUCCUCCCCUUCACCCUGCCACUCAGCUUCUUCCUUGGAAACGUGCAUAGGCUGGUUGUAUUAGGGUUCUGGAUGUGGCAGGAUUUACGACAGAUCACCUUCUUUAUCAUCAACACCCUGGUCUCCAGCCUCCACAGAAACCUAGAAGACAGAAACCUACAACACAGAUAGACAGACAGACCUGGACUACAGGAAAGGUGAGAGCUGGGCUGCGAUCUACACAAAACAGUCUGUUCUACACAGGACAUUUCUAUCAGAAUUUUCUUUGUGUUUCUGUUUGUCAGAACCACAUGUAUGUUUAUAUUUAGUGUGUUUUCCUGUGUGUGUGAUGUGUGAAUGUUCUCAGGGUACUUCCUCCUCUCCUCUCCUCUCCUCCUGUGGCUCCUGCUGAUGUUGCUGCUGCUGCUGAUGAUGAUGAUGAUUGUCACACCCUGAUCUGUUUCACUAGUCCUUGUUAUUGUCUCCACCCCCUCCAUGUGUCUCUUGUUUUCCCCAAUGUAUUUAUCCCUGUGUUUCCUGUCUCUCUGUGCCAGUUCGUCUUGUAUGUCCAAGUCAACCAGCAUUUUUUUCCUGUUCUCCUAUUCUCUUUUUUCUAGUCUUCCCAGUUUUGACCCUUGCCUGUUUCUGGAAUCUGUUCCUGCCUGACCAUACUGCCUGCCAC